Messenger RNA from Salvia hispanica, 1134 nucleotides. The record is from RefSeq and is a predicted model, not a curated record. NCBI's taxonomy places the organism in Eukaryota, Viridiplantae, Streptophyta, Magnoliopsida, Lamiales, Lamiaceae.
AUGAGGCUUGCCAUUGAGAAGGUAUUACCUGGUACAAGGCAUCGUUUGUGUAUGUGGCAUAUUAUGAGCAAGUUAUUUGAGAAGAUACCUAAAUCAAUUUCUGAUAGAGAAAAGUUUAGUAAGGAGUUUAAAUCUUGUGUUUGGUCAGAGUUGUUAGAUCCGGAUGAGUUUGAUAUAUUAUGGACUAGUAUUGUUGAAAAAUAUAGUGUAGAAGAUCAUAAGUGGUUUAAGGAUAUGUUUUUGAUUAGACAUAUGUGGAUCCCAACCUUCUUUAGAGAUGUUCCUAUGGGUUCUUUAAUGAGAACAACAUCUUUUUCAGAAUCUGAAAACAGUUUUUUUAAGAGGUACUCGAAACCGUUGUUCAAUUUUGCUGACUUCACUCUUCAGUAUAACAAUGCCAUUGAUGCUCAAAGGAAUCAAACUGAAAGGCUUGACUAUUAUGAUUCUGUAAUCACUCCAAAAUAUGUCACUGAUUUAGCAUUUGAGAAGCAAUUGACAUCUGUAUACACAUAUAGGAUGUUUAGAGUGGUACAAGAAUUGAUUGCUGAGGCUGAUAAGAGUUGUCGGAUGAUUAGCAUGUCCACAUUGGAGAACAUCGAGGUCUUUAAAGUUUCUGAUGCUAGAAAGAAGAUCUUUACAGUUACACAUGAGAUAGAGACUGAGUCAUAUGAAUGUGAGUGUAAACUAUUUUUAAGGUGUGGUUAUCUAUGCAGCCACCUUUUUUUCAUCCUUAGAAACAAAGAUGUCAACAAUAUUCCAGAGAAAUAUGUUGGUAACCGUUGGCUUAAAAGUGAAUUACUAAAGGCAGUUCAUGGUCUCACGAUUGAUGAAAGUGCGUCUGACAGAGGUUCUAACAAAGAUGACAAACUACAGAUUGCUAAUAGGUGUCAUGGACGUUACUUUGGUCUAUAUCAGCGUGCUUUUAGGAAUAAAGAUCAUUUGAUUGCUUUGGAUAAUUUGCUUGCGGGUAUUGGUCCUCAAAUAUUUAAAGAUGACUGUGCUGGAUCGUCGUCUCUUGAUAAAAAUGAUUCAAUCAUGAACAUAUAUGGUAUUGUUGUUCCUGAAGAAAUAACUGCCCAUGCUCCAGAUGUUACUGAUCAUAAUGCUAGAAGUUGUGGCAGAAAGGAGACAUGA